AUGUCUCUACCUGAGCGGCCUGGGGCUACUAGCCCCAACUAUAAUCGCCGAGCCAGCUAUCGAAACCCGCCGGCAUCGCGACGCGCGCGACCCUCGGACAUCGAAGCUGGCGUAUACGAGACGUCUUCCAUUUCGGGACAUCAUCGUGGGAAAUCCGUCUCCUCAUAUGCAGAGACAAUUUCGAACUCUAAUGUGAAUACAGAGAGCAUGCCUCUGUCGCCCACCGAGCCCUCGUCCGGGAGGACUCCUGAUCCUGCCUUCACGCGCAAGAGGAGCCUCAUCAGACCGGAGAGGAACCGCAUCGACAAAGAGCACAGGAACUACCACUACCACCGCCAUGCCGCCAACAUGAACGUCUUGCCGUCUUCCACGGGAAAUGACCCUUUGCUGGAAAAUCUGGCGGCAUCAACAGAGCGAUCUGCCAACACUGAAAGCGUUUCCGACGAGACUCCUCGCCCUUCCCGGAGCCGAACGGCUAGCGGAGACCACGAGAAGAGUGGUGUCAAGGUCAAAACCUCGCAGCGCAAGUCAUCGGGCAAAAUCACAAAAGAAAACAGCAAGCGAUCUUCGAAACGCAAGUCCAAGCCUGUGGAGGACCAAGUCCGACCGCCAAGCUUCUGGAACGUCUACUGCGCGAUUGUGACUUUCUGGUGCCCCGAUUUCAUCCUUGGGUGCUGCAAACCAACCAGAGCUCAGCGCCGAGCAUGGAGAGAAAAGAUGGGCUUGAUCAGCAUCAUCUUGGCAAUCAUGGCCAUAGUUGGUUUCGUUACGUUCGGAUUUACUGCUGCCGUUUGCGGCUCGCCUCCAGUUCGACUGCGUGUCAAUGAAGUCUCUGGAGGGUACAUGAUUUUCCACGGAGUGGCCUACGACUUGUCCAACUCUCACCAUCCUGCUGCAGAGGGUAUUCCGUUGGAACAGAAUGGUCUUGGUGCUAAUGUCUUGUUUGACCUUCCCGAGAAGCACUCUGGAGACGAUGGCAGCUUUCUCUUCCAAAACGUCAAUGGUAACUGCAAGGGCCUCAUCACUCGUGCUGAAGGCUCUGAUGUCCCUACCGACGAUUCUGGCAACCUGGCUUGGUAUUUUCCAUGCACAACUUUCAAGCAAGAUGGGUCUUCUACCCCCAACUUGACCAUCCCGUACUACCUUGGAUAUGCGUGCCAUACCUCGGUCAAUGCCCGAGACGCAUUCUAUCUCGAUCUUCACGGCACGGCGGAUGUAUACUUCACAUGGGAUGAUAUCAAGAACAGCUCUCGCAACCUCAUCUCUUAUUCUGGUAGCGUCUUGGACCUUAAUCUUCUCAACUGGUUCAAUGAGAGCCAGGUCCAGAUCCCUGAUCGUUUCAAGGAGCUCCGAGACACAUCUUCCGAUGUCAACAAGGCUAUUCGUGGUCGCGAUGUGACACGCAUGUUCCAGUCUUCGUCUGACAAGAAGAACAUGCAGUGCUUCGAAGAUAUUAUCAAGGUUGGCUCCAUCGAUACCGAGACUGUCGGCUGCAUCGCUUCCAAGGUUGUGCUCUACUGCGCCCUGGUUUUGAUUCUCUCUGUCGUCGGAGCAAGAUUCGCUCUGGCCCUCAUUUUCCAAUGGUUCAUCAGCCGCAACUAUGCUGCCGCCAAGACAUCUCAGAGCUCUGACCGAAGAAAGCGUAAUCGCCAGAUUGAAGAUUGGUCUGAGGAUAUUUAUCGUGCUCCUGUUCGACUUCCCGGCGAUGGCAGCACGGUUGUCACCUCGGAUAGAAGCAAGCGAGCAUCCUCUUUCCUACCCACCACGUCACGAUUUUCUGGUGUCUCUGGACCGGAUCGAAGCUCUUCAUCUCGUCGAGUUCCCACCACAAUGGCUAGCCAAGGUGGCUCUAGUUCUCUGUACCCUCCUGCUCCCAUGUAUAAGCAGGGCAACGACAGCCGUGUGAGCUUCCUUCGUUCAGACCCAUACGGCCCGGGCACCAUCUCUGAAGGCCCCGGACCAGCUGGCUUUAUCCAUGACGCCGUUGUCCCCCAGCCUCCCGCUGACUGGAUGCCCUUUGGAUUUCCUCUUGCGCACACCAUGCUCCUGGUUACAGCCUACUCUGAGGGAGCGGAAGGCAUUCGAACUACUUUGGACUCCAUCGCCACUACAGAUUACCCCAACAGCCACAAAGUCAUCGUUGUUAUUUGUGAUGGCAUCAUUACAGGCGCGGGUGAGACUGUAUCAACUCCGGAUGUCUGUGUAAGCAUGAUGAAAGAUUUCUCUAUUCCCGCCGAACUGGUAAAGCCGUAUUCCUAUGUUGCUGUAGCAAGUGGAUCUAAACGACACAACAUGGCCAAGGUAUACUGCGGAUUCUACGACUAUGGGUCUUCGUCUCGAAUUCCAGCGGAUAAACAACAGCGGGUGCCCAUGAUUACAAUUGUCAAGUGUGGCACUCCUGCAGAGGAAAAGGGAUCCAAGCCUGGCAACCGAGGCAAGCGUGACAGUCAGAUCAUUCUCAUGUCAUUCCUACAAAAAGUCAUGUUUGACGAGCGAAUGACGGAGCUUGAAUAUGAGAUGUUUAAUGGAUUAUGGAAAGUCACCGGCAUCUCUCCGGACUACUAUGAAAUUCUGCUCAUGGUAGACGCCGAUACAAAGGUUUUCCCUGACAGUCUUACUCACAUGGUUUCCGCUAUGGUCAAGGAUCCGGAUAUCAUGGGUCUUUGUGGCGAGACCAAGAUUGCCAACAAACGAGCCAGCUGGGUGUCUGCCAUUCAAGUGUUCGAGUACUUUGUCUCUCAUCAUCUCGCCAAGUCCUUUGAAUCUGUCUUUGGUGGUGUUACCUGUCUGCCUGGCUGUUUCUGCAUGUAUCGUAUCAAGGCGCCAAAGGGAGGGCAAAACUAUUGGGUUCCAAUUUUGGCCAACCCUGACAUUGUGGAGCACUAUUCGGAAAAUGUGGUCGAGACCCUUCACGAGAAGAACUUGUACCUCCUCGGUGAGGAUCGUUAUCUGACUACACUCAUGCUGCGGACUUUCCCCAAGCGAAAGCAGGUCUUUGUUCCCCAAGCUGUUUGCAAGACUACGGUUCCAGAAGAAUUCAUGGUUCUAUUGUCACAGCGGCGUCGCUGGAUUAACUCCACCGUUCAUAACCUUAUGGAGCUGGUUCUAGUCCGCGAUCUCUGUGGCACCUUUUGUUUCAGUAUGCAGUUUGUUGUCUCUGUCGAACUCAUUGGUACUCUUGUGCUUCCAGCAGCCAUCGCCUUUACCUUUUAUGUCGUUAUUACAUCCAUCAUUCAACGCCCCCCGCAGAUUAUACCGUUGGUGCUCCUGGGUCUCAUCCUUGGUCUUCCUGGUGUUCUCGUCAUCGUCACCGCACACUCUUGGUCCUACAUCGUUUGGAUGCUCAUCUACCUCCUGUCUCUCCCCGUUUGGAACUUUAUCCUCCCGGUCUAUGCCUUCUGGAAGUUUGACGACUUCUCGUGGGGUGAAACUCGCAAAACUGAUGGUGAUAAGAAGGGCGGCGGCCACGGAGAGAGCAAAGGAGAAUUUGACAGCAGCAAGAUUACGAUGAAGCGAUGGGCUGAGUUUGAGCGAGACAAGCGUGCGAAGAGCGCCUACUGGGGAUCGAGGGAGAACGUCGUCAGUGGUGGUACCAAUAGCUGGGCGAUGCCUCCUCCUGGUCACCACAGCGAAGAGUACUUUUCCGACGCGUAAUCCGAAGCACUUACGGGCAUAAUGAUGAUGCUGAUUAAUAAUAUCGUGUCUUUUUUUUUCCUAAUAUUUUUUUGAAUAACGAAAUACAUAUGGGUAAUGUCCGCAUAUUUUACAAAAGGCUCGCACACACAUUUUACUUGCGCAUAUGCUUCGGAGAAAAUCUUAUUUGCCGUUGUAUCUAUCCUUUUGCCCAAGUUGAACUGGGAUGUUCUUUCAUAUUCAUGUCUUUGCUCUUCAUGGGUGAGAAGGAGAUGUUUGAUGGCUUUUAAUGACUGCAAUUGCUAUUUAGAGAAGAUUAUGUGACACAGAAGAGGUAAAGAGGAGGUAAAGAGGAGGUAAAGAGGAGGAGCAGCAAGAGAGCAUUUUUUUGGGGAGGAAAUGAGCGUCAGAUUUUUUGUAAUAGGCGGGCGAUUGAUCAUUCAUUUGAGCGUUGACUUGACUGAAUGAGAUGAUUGGUUGAUGAACUUUGUUGUACAUAAUUAUAUUAUUGUUAUUGAUGUCGUCUGGCUGGAGCUCUGCGCGAAUAUUGUUAUGUAUGAGGCCUACAAUCUUUGAUCUUGUUACUCUUUACUGC
This is a messenger RNA of Trichoderma atroviride IMI 206040, 4228 nucleotides long. RefSeq lists its product as uncharacterized. Gene Ontology annotation, molecular function: chitin synthase activity. NCBI's taxonomy places the organism in Eukaryota, Fungi, Ascomycota, Sordariomycetes, Hypocreales, Hypocreaceae. The record is from RefSeq and is a predicted model, not a curated record. Gene Ontology annotation, cellular component: cell septum; cell periphery.